UGGAAUGAUUUUGUGUAGACAACGUAGAAGAGUGCAAUCAGUGCGACAUACAGUUCAUAAGAGACAGAUACUGUGCGAUUGAAAACUGUAUCGUGAUUGUACUGGGAAUGGAUAAUGGUCGUUUGAGCGCAGAUCAAACGGUGCAAAGUGAAUUGAUGUAAUGUAGUGUUUAAAAACCAAACGGAGCAUUUCGUGACGAAGCAUGUAGCCUACGGUAGUUUACAUUUUUGUGUACUCUUUGGUUAUACAAGGUUAAAGCAGCAAUCCUAUGGAAAUAUAGCCAAUCCUCACCAUCGUUGUUGGAUAAGUGGGCAUCCUAAACCUUUAAAUCCUGUCCUUCUCAUAAGAAAAGAUGGGGAAUGGAUUAUCAGAACAGCACAAUUUCUUUUCAAGCAUCCCAUUCUUUCAGUCUUUCCACAUUGCCAUCCUGGGCCUGGACUCUGCAGGGAAGACAACUGUUCUUUACAGACUGCAGUUCAAUGAGUUUGUUAACACUGUGCCCACCAAGGGCUUCAAUGCUGAGAAGGUGAGGGUGUCCCUCGGAGGUCACGGGACUGUAACCUUCCACUUCUGGGAUGUAGGUGGGCAGGAGAAGUUACGUCCACUCUGGAAGUCAUACACUCGCUGCACUGAUGGUAUUAUAUUUGUGGUGGACUCUGUGGACACAGAACGUAUGGAGGAGGCCAAGACUGAGCUGCAUAAGAUUGCUAAGUCGUCAGAGAACCAGGGAGUGCCACUACUGGUGGUUGCGAACAAGCAGGACCUGAGAAAUUCCAUGGGGCUGGCUGAGAUUGAGAAGGCUCUUGCGCUGAAGGAACUGGGUCCAGCAAACCCGUGGCAUCUCCAGCCCACCUGUGCCAUUAUAGGAGAUGGGCUCAAGGAAGGCCUAGAGAGACUCCAUGAUAUGAUUGUCAAAAGGAGAAAGAUGCUCAGACAACAAAUGAAGAGAUGAUGGAAGAAGAGGGAGAUGGACUUUUAAAGUUUACAUGUGAAAUAUUUUGGAGGGUUAUUUUGCACCUGAGUGGGCACAGGCAUUCCACUGCAGUUUAAGAAUCUGCACACUGAGUUUUAUCAGUCAGAUGUUAAGCUUUAGGUUUCUACUGUAUUGCCCGUUGGAAAGAGAAACAUGAAAUGUCUAAUUUUAGCUGUAGUUUCCACAAACCUUAUAACUGUUUAACAGGAAACACUGGGAAGUUCACAUGUGGAGUGGUGUGUGGAUGUAAGGAUUCAGCAGUUUUUCUACAAAGAAAUAGGUUUUAGGGGUGAGAAUAUAUUUUUGUGUUAUUAUGAAGGAAUUAUGAAUAUAGAGUUAUGUAGGAAAGAUUUAACUUGUGGUAAGUCUAAAUAACAAAACAGUAUUCUAACAGUAGAGCAAGUAAACGUACUCUGGAUUGAAAGAACAUAAUUGACUUUCUGAAAGUGAACUUUGACUCUGGGAAAGAGUAAAAUACAAUAGUAUUUGUAGUUUUGUCUUUUUGACUAAGUUUAUUUUCAUCUUUACUGUCUCAAAAGUGAAGUACUAUUCUGUAUCAUACACGUCUGUGUUAAACACACUUUUAUAUUUUACCUCAUGAUUGGUUUACAGCCUCAAUGUUUCCCAAUAUGGCUUACUGUCUGAUUUAAAACUGUAGUAGCUUAAAAAUACACCACCCAUUAGGUUCUACAGUAUGGCAGUGUCUGUAUGGCUAUUGGACUGAAUGUUUUCUGUUUUAAUGUUUAAUAAAGUAUCAUAACCGCAA
Molecule: messenger RNA, 1739 nt
Organism: Osmerus eperlanus (European smelt)
Lineage: Eukaryota; Metazoa; Chordata; Actinopteri; Osmeriformes; Osmeridae
Gene: arl4aa
Product: ADP-ribosylation factor-like 4aa
Exons: 2
Coding region: 353-952 (199 amino acids)
Biological process (GO): intracellular protein transport; vesicle-mediated transport
Cellular component (GO): cytoplasm; plasma membrane
Molecular function (GO): GTPase activity; GTP binding
Source: RefSeq, a predicted model, not a curated record